Molecule: messenger RNA, 1116 nt
Organism: Spodoptera littoralis (African cotton leafworm)
Lineage: Eukaryota; Metazoa; Arthropoda; Insecta; Lepidoptera; Noctuidae
Source: the annotation of a GenBank genome assembly
AUGAAUUCGUCGCACACCAUUAUCUUUUAUUUUGAUGGCAAAUUUAACGACCGUUGCACCAUUUUAAUUAAGCCUAGCCAAUUUUUAUUUCACUUUAAUUUUAAUUUUCACAUCCUCUGUAACAUGAAUAGAUUAAAAAUAUUGUUUUUGAUAGGUGCUUGCUUUCUACAAUGUAAAGGGAGAGAACCAUUCAAGCCUGCCCACGGAUCUCUUCCCUUUUUAGUUUAUUUUCCAUCACGCUACCGAGGCCUGUGUGUUGGCACCCUGGUGUCCAGAGUGACUGUGUUAACAGCCGCUGUAUGUGUGACCAGCCCGGUCGCUGAUGUCAAGGAUACCAGGCCCAUCAAUGUCGUCACCGGAGCUACGUACAGGCAUCCACGCCGUGGCAUUCGAGUUCAGGUCACUAAGAUACUCAUACCAAACCUUUCAAAACUCGCUUCAAAUAACAGGGGUUAUUUGAUGUCAAAAUCGGUAGCAUUGCUGCUUCUUAAGCGAAAAGUUCCUGACGUGCUAACGGAAAUACCAUUGAGACCCCUUGACAUAGAUUAUAAGGGCGAAGAGGUGUUGAGUCUGCAGGAAGAAUGUCUCAUGCCCGGUUGGCAUUUCUUCUAUAAGGGGGAUAAAAUCUACCCUGUCCACAAAUUUCUUCUGCAAAGAAACGUGCGGGUUCAAUUCCUGAACAUAGUGAAGAAGACCUUAUGGUGUGAAGCAUUGACCAUAAAAUUCCAGAAAGCUCUGAGUAACUUGGGAUUCCUGGGUAUGUUCGACAAAGGCGCCUGUAUCUGCGUAAGAGAUCCUGACCGAUUAGCGCAGCCGUGUCAUGGAAUGUACGGCGCACCUCUUGUCUGUCGGGGUAGAGGGGUGGGCAUGAUGAUGGCUCCAGAUGCCCAGUGGACCAACUGUACAGGGUUCAGUAACGUCAUCCACCUCUUCUCAAGUAAUUACCUCAAGGAAUUUAUGGAUUGCGUUAGCAGUCUAUUUGUGAUGGAAGAUAAGCCGAACUGGUCCACAAUGAAAAAGCAAUUGUACGAAGACUUCAAAGAAAACACAUACGAUUACGUCCCGGAGAUAUACGACAGAAUCACCAGCGGCAGCGCAUCUACAGACGAGCUCUAA